AUGUCGUGGUACGAAAUCCGCAAGGACUCCAACGGAGCCAACCAACUCGUCCGACACAAAGGAAGCAAACCAAAGAAACGAACCAACGAACCAAAAACAACGUCAAAUUCCACAUCGAAGCGUAUAUCGAGACAGGGUAGAAAAGUCGUGCUCGUCAGUGAGGUCAAAGAGCGUGAGGUCCCUAUCGUGGAGCUUCCGAGGAUGCGUGAGGUCACUAUCGUGGAACCUCCGAAAAUGCGUGAAGGAAUGGGCAAAGUGUUGCAUCAGGGCGUUGACAGAGAAGCGGAGGAAAGGGUCCGGCAGAUGCUGGGGCGUCUGCGGCUUCUGGGGCAGGAUGGAAUUCGUGGUGGUGAGUCUGGGUAUGUCAAAGGUUCUGGGCUCGCUGCCAUUGAUACGAUUCGAAAGCCCAGCGAGAAGCGUAACGGGACCAAUAUCGCGUCUGAUGCAUAUCCGACUGUCAGCGAAAGAGCCGGGCGUUCUUUACGUACCCUUCCACCAGGGUGUACGAAAGGACUUCAAGGAGUGGAAAGGGGAUUGUGUGGAGGGAAGAAAAGUGGGAAAAUCGAGCAUUGCAACGGCUACCGCGUUGAGACUCGGGUGCCGUUAGGUUAUAGGAGUCCAAGUGUAGAGUCGGUGUCAGAGGAGAACGUGGAUGAUGGGAUUUGA
Aaosphaeria arxii CBS 175.79 is the source of this 666-nucleotide messenger RNA. RefSeq lists its product as uncharacterized. NCBI's taxonomy places the organism in Eukaryota, Fungi, Ascomycota, Dothideomycetes, Pleosporales. The coding region runs from base 1 to 666 and encodes 221 amino acids. The record is from RefSeq and is a predicted model, not a curated record. The transcript has a single exon.